AUGGCCCGUAACAAAGACAGCCGAAUUCUUUGGACAGCCAUCAAGGGAAAGCUAUUCCUCCGAUCUUCUAAGUCGUCGUCUCACAAUCACGACAGCACGAAUCUUUUCCACGUCGUUCAUACCAACAACAUGGAUGAUCAGUUUAACACUAGUAUUUGUACCAAUGCAGCUGCUUCCGAUUUCACUUCCCCAGAAGACCUUGCCGCCAUCGUCAUUCAAUCGUUGUUUAGGGGCCAUCUUGCGAGACGAGCAUACAGGGCACUGAGAAGCCUGGUGAAGCUACAAGCCGUUGUUCGUGGGGUGGUGGUGAGGAGGCAGGCACGCAUUGCCCUUCACUGCAUGCACGCGCUCGCUCGCCUUCAGGUUACCGUGCGGGCUCGCCAGCUGCUACUCAUCAACACCUAA
This is a messenger RNA of Striga hermonthica, 405 nucleotides long. Lineage: Eukaryota; Viridiplantae; Streptophyta; Magnoliopsida; Lamiales; Orobanchaceae. The record is from the annotation of a GenBank genome assembly.